Fraxinus pennsylvanica is the source of this 879-nucleotide messenger RNA. Lineage: Eukaryota; Viridiplantae; Streptophyta; Magnoliopsida; Lamiales; Oleaceae. The record is from the annotation of a GenBank genome assembly.
AUGGGUCGAUCUCCAUGCUGCGAUAAGGUUGGUAUUAAAAAAGGGCCAUGGACACCAGAAGAAGAUCAAAAACUCUUAGCUUAUAUUCAAGAACAUGGCCAUGGAAGCUGGCGCGCCUUGCCCUCCAAAGCUGGGCUUCACAGGUGUGGCAAAAGUUGCAGAUUGAGAUGGACUAACUAUCUGAGACCUGAUAUUAAAAGAGGAAAAUUCAGUUUACAAGAAGAACAAACCAUCAUUCAACUCCAUGCCCUAUUAGGAAACAGGUGGUCGGCUAUAGCUUCGCACUUGCCUAAAAGAACUGAUAAUGAAAUCAAGAAUUACUGGAAUACACAUGUUAAAAAACGGUUGUCCAUACUGGGGAUUGAUCCAGUGACUCACAAGCCAAAAAAUGAUUUCUCCAUCAUGUCUGAUGAUGGUGAUCAGACGUCCAAGAAUGCAGCUAACCUUACGCAUAUGGCUCAGUGGGAGAGUGCCCGCCUAGAAGCUGAAGCAAGAUUGGCUAGACAAUCAAAAUUACAUUCGAAUUCUUUCAAGGUUAAUCAGAUCAAUUCACCAGUACAAAUCACCUCCGGUGGUAAGAGUGGUGGUGGUGCUUUAAUGGCUGUGCUUGGUAGUGACAUGGAACCUACGCCGUCUACGUUUAGCUAUUCUGAUAAUGCACCACCAAUUUCUGCCGGAGAAAACUCCACUACGUUUGUGGAGAGGUUCACGGAACGUUUGGUUGGUAGUUCUGGGAACAGGAGUUUAUCCAACGGUGGUGAAAUGCCUGAUGUUGGUAGUGAUGGUGGUGGUGGCGGCGGCGGCGGUGGCAAUGAUUAUUGUGAAGAUAACAUGAAUUAUUGGAAAAGCAUUCUCAGUGCAGACUACGGUGGAUUAUGA